UCACGGCUUCAAACGUUGUUUCUUCGUUAGUGUUUUUGUUUUUGCCUUAUUCUUGUUACCAUGAGCGACAGUAAAUUCGCAUUUUUGCUGCUCGUCUUUACAACUGUAGCCAUAGACGAAAAACAGUUGGAUUUUGGAUAAAUUAAAUAAAAGACGUGUUCUACUAUGACGAAAUUAAGUAUCAUCCUAGUCCUUCUAUUUACGGUGGAGCAGAUUCGGAGCUCUCCGGCCGGCCGAGUCGAACAGGUAGUUCUUGACACGUAUGAAAUCAAGGCGAGGGCCGUCCUGGAUCGUGUGCCUCUCAUCGAUGGCCACAAUGACUUUGCCAUGUCCCUACGUUACUAUGCAAGGAACCAAGUUGGAGAUCUGGACAUCAAUGAUUUAACCACCUUGGAACCGUGGGCCAGUUCCCCUUCGUCACACACGGAUAUCAAUAGACUUCGUCAAGGAAAAGUCGGCGCCCAGUUUUGGUCAGCCUACGUGGGUUGCACAACCCAAUACAAGGACGCUGUGUCUAAAACAUGGGAACAGAUUGACGUCAUCCAUCGAUUUGUGGAUGCUAAUCCGACUACCUUUGAAUUCGUUACAUCUGCGCAAGGGAUUGAGGACGCGUUCACCCAGGGGAAAAUUGGAAGUCUGAUUGGAGUUGAAGGUGGCCAUUCAAUCGAUAGCUCUUUGGCCGUUCUCCGUAUGAUGUACGACAUGGGUGUACGUUACAUGACAAUGACGCAUUCAUGUGCUACUCCAUGGGCCGAUAAUUCGCAAGUGGAUAAUCCAGGCGGUGUAGCUGUUCACGAUGGUCUCACACCAUUUGGAAAGACUGUGGUAGCAGAAAUGAAUCGACUUGGAAUGCUACUUGACCUAUCGCACGUUUCACGAAAAACAAUGAGGGACGCAUUGGAAACGAGCACGGCCCCUGUCAUAUUCUCGCAUUCGUCAGCUUAUGCGUUAUGCAACAAUACCCGUAAUGUUCCCGACGAUAUUUUGCAACUUGUGGCUCUAAACGGAGGUAUCGUCAUGGUAAAUUUUUUCCCGAGUUUCGUCACCUGUAGCUCGACGGCAACCGUUCAAGACGUCGCAAACCAUAUGGAUCAUAUCCGAAAUGUCGCCGGAGUGGAUCACAUUGGAAUCGGUGCCGAUUAUAACGGCAUAACUGAGGUACCUGUAGGACUGAAGGACGUGUCAGAGUAUCCGAAUUUGUUCGCCGAACUCCUGGCUCGCGGUUGGGCGGAAACCGAUCUGGAGAAAGUGGCCGGACUUAAUUUGCUACGAGUUCUUAGAGGCGCCGAAUCGGUACGGGAUCAGAUGGCAGUUACGGGAGUGAAGCCGUUUGAUGAAUGGAUUCCGCAAGCGGAUCUGCCGGCCGAAUCGCUACCUUGUAGCACCGGGCAGGUUAAGAUCGACCAAUCAUCUCCCCAAUAAUACAAUUUCCCAAUAAAGUUCAUUUAAAAAUGGCAA
Daphnia carinata is the source of this 1458-nucleotide messenger RNA. RefSeq names its product dipeptidase 1-like. The transcript has 10 exons. Gene Ontology annotation, biological process: proteolysis. Bases 166 to 1422 code for a protein of 418 amino acids. Lineage: Eukaryota; Metazoa; Arthropoda; Branchiopoda; Diplostraca; Daphniidae. Gene Ontology annotation, molecular function: metallodipeptidase activity. The record is from RefSeq and is a predicted model, not a curated record.